This is a messenger RNA of Stegostoma tigrinum, 6444 nucleotides long. Its product is annotated as serine/threonine-protein kinase PAK 3. The record is from RefSeq and is a predicted model, not a curated record. Lineage: Eukaryota; Metazoa; Chordata; Chondrichthyes; Orectolobiformes; Stegostomatidae. Gene Ontology annotation, molecular function: protein serine/threonine kinase activity; ATP binding. Bases 281 to 2044 code for a protein of 587 amino acids. Gene Ontology annotation, biological process: protein phosphorylation; regulation of MAPK cascade; intracellular signal transduction. The transcript has 18 exons. Gene Ontology annotation, cellular component: cytoplasm.
ACACAUCGUUGGAGGUUUUACUUCCGCUCUGUCCGCCAUCCAGCAGGAACAAUAUAUACAUCUCAAAAGCAAAGCUGUGGGACCGAUUGAGAGGACUGCAGGGAUGCAGAGGCACAGCUAGCCGGUGAAGGGAUCCAGAGGUAAUAUUGUCAGACUCAGCAGCAAAUUUAACAUCUCAUCGAUGAAGAUAUUGAAUGGGAUGGGUGACCAUGGACAGCUGAAGCCUUAGUCCCCUUUGUAGAGACGGUGGGACAUUCAACACAUGUGACGGCUGCUGAAGAUGUCCGAUAGUAUUGAUGCUGAAGAGAAACCACCAGCUCCUCCCUUGAGAAUGAACAGUAAUAAUCGUGAUUCAUCUUCCCUUAACCACGGCUCGAAGCCACUUCCAUUGGUUCCUGAGGAAAAGAACAAGAAAGCCAGACUGCGUUCGAUCUUCCCAGGAGCAGGCGACAAGACAAACAAGAAGAAAGAAAAAGAACGCCCAGAGAUCUCUCUUCCUUCGGAUUUUGAGCACACAAUUCAUGUGGGAUUCGAUGCAGUUACAGGGGAAUUUACAGGCAUUCCUGAGCAAUGGGCAAGACUUCUACAGACAUCCAACAUUACUAAACUGGAGCAAAAGAAAAACCCUCAGGCUGUCCUUGAUGUCCUGAAAUUCUAUGAUUCGAAAGAGACUGUCAAUAAUCAGAAAUACAUGAGUUUCACUUCUGGAGAUAUUCAUACUGCUCCCAGGCUUCCCUCUGUGCCACUCUUUUACCAACCAGUAAGAGCAGUCUAUUCACUGAUGGUACCCCUUCUAAAGCAGUACAAGUGCACAGAGAUAACUGAUAAACCAGCUGAUGGAUACGUAGCAGCAAAUGCUCUGAGCACAAAGAUUGCAUCAGAACCACCAAUUGUACCACCCGUGUCAGAGGACGAUGAUGAAGAUGAUGAUGAUGAUGAUGAUGACAACAUGCCACCACCAGUGAUAGCACCACGACCAGAACACACCAAAUCGAUUUUUACCCGAUCAGUGAUUGAGCCCAUUGUGCCAGUGGCCCCUGUUAAAGAUGUUACGACUUCUCCAGUCACAACACCACCUGGAAACAUCACCACCAGCCUGAACAGCCAGCUUUGCAGAAAUACUGACAAGCAAAGGAAGAAAUCCAAGAUGACAGACGAAGAGAUCCUUGAAAAACUAAGAAGCAUUGUAAGCGUGGGUGAUCCCAAAAAGAAGUACACAAGAUUUGAAAAGAUUGGGCAGGGAGCAUCAGGCACUGUAUACACUGCAAUAGACAUUGCCACUGGGCAAGAGGUGGCAAUCAAGCAGAUGAACCUACAGCAACAGCCCAAGAAGGAGCUGAUUAUAAAUGAAAUCCUUGUCAUGAGGGAAAAUAAGAAUGCAAAUAUAGUGAACUAUUUAGACAGUUACCUUGUAGGGGAUGAACUCUGGGUAGUAAUGGAAUACCUGGCUGGAGGUUCUUUGACGGAUGUAGUCACAGAGACCUGUAUGGAUGAAGGUCAGAUAGCAGCAGUGUGCCGGGAGUGUUUACAAGCCCUGGAAUUCCUUCACUCCAAUCAAGUUAUCCACAGAGAUAUCAAGAGUGACAACAUACUGCUGGGAAUGGAUGGAUCAGUUAAGUUAACUGAUUUUGGAUUCUGUGCUCAGAUCACCCCCGAACAGAACAAACGGAGCACAAUGGUGGGGACGCCGUACUGGAUGGCACCAGAAGUAGUAACUCGGAAGGCCUAUGGUCCGAAAGUGGACAUAUGGUCAUUAGGCAUUAUGGCAAUUGAAAUGAUUGAAGGAGAACCGCCUUAUCUAAAUGAAAACCCUCUCAGGGCCUUGUAUUUGAUUGCUACCAAUGGGACUCCAGAACUGCAGAACCCAGAGAAACUCUCAGGAGUCUUCAGGGACUUCCUCAAUCGCUGCUUGGAGAUGGACGUGGAGCGACGGGGCUCAGCCAAGGAGCUUCUACAGCAUCCAUUUUUGAAAUUUGCAAAGCCACUGUCAAGCCUCACACCUCUGAUAAUUGCAGCUAAGGAGGCAGUUAAGAACAACCGUUAGAGCAAGGGAUGGAUUCCAUCAACACCCCUCUCUCCCUCCUGCCUUCAAAGAGGGGCUAACCAGAGCUGGACAGUGUGUCACCUGGAGAAACCUCGAGCUCUUUCCGCUUCAGGACAGAGAAAGCUAGCACAGCGAUGGGGUACUACAAUGCUGUCUCUUAUCUUAACACCUUGUCCCAUCUGAAGUCUUGAUUUUGAAAACCCAUAUUGAAAUGGCAUUGUGGUGUUUUUCUUUAUUUUUUCACUUUUUCUUCUCCUGACAUAAAUUUUCAAUUUUGUUUUACAAGCGUUUGGCCAUUUUGAGGGUCUAAGUAGAGACUUGACACAUUUGUAACAUAUCAAGGCUUAAUAACCAGGCUGUAAACUAGCAAUCGAGUGAAGCCUUUUGGAAAAAUCUGUUUUGACGAACAAAAACAAUUCUUCAGGCAUUGCCCGUGAUUGUGAAGUAAAUGUCUGGGUAUUUUAAUGUUCCAGUGGGUACUAAACCAUGCCAUGCUUCCAAAAGAGAUGCUCUGUCAGACUAAAAAAAAAGAGGCCUUAAGUUCUUUGGUAUUGCUUUAUAACACACUCACGUUCCGUGACAAAUGAAGUUUUCAUUAUUUUGUGUAAAUAUUUUUUAACAGGUUUCAAGUCUUUCUCUUAAUAUUCCUUUAGUAUAUUCUCUUAAUAUUUAUUGGUAAGGGAGCUGGUACUAUUGGGUUUUAUGUUGGAUAUUGUGAUAUUUUUGUUUCCCAAUCAACUGCAGUAUUCUGGAAAGGUUCCAUUUUUUGUUUUAUUGAUAGAAAGCUGUUCACGAAGCACAGGCUCAAAGAUGGUGUGGAUUGUAGAAAUUAUGGAAACCAUUCCUAGCAAAGGGGCAAUCCAUGUGCCCUGACACAAUCACUGUAACAAGGCUAGGAUCCCAAAUGUUGGUUGUGUUAUCCAAAUGGAGAAAGGCCAAAUCCUUUGUUUUUGAUUUUUGUUUCAGUGAUGGACUUCAUUUUGCAAAGAAUCUUAAAAGUUGAUGUAGAAGUAUUUUAUGUCUUUGUGUGCGCAUGUAUGUCCGUAUGAGUGUGUUCAUAUACAGUUUGUUUUUUCCUCCAUUUUCUAAGUUAUUUUUCCCAGGAAACCAGAUAUCUAAUAAUGAAACAACAAAUUGAAAUCAGCCGUAAGGUAGUCAAACACAUUUUCUGCUCAGAUCCCACCACAUGCCAAAAGGCAUGUACAACUUUCUAUUGAUUGCUUGAUUCAGAUUUGACAAGCAAAGCUCCAUGACUUGCUGUAUCCAAAUUGUGGUGAAAAGCUAGAAUCUGAUUUUUUUUUUCUUAAGUUCACUCUCAGGAUGUGUGUGUUACUGGACAGGAGCACUUCCAUCAUAUUAACUUUAAAAUCUGGCUCAUUUCUGUCAGAAAACACCUCUUUCAUGUUCAUUUCAAUAUUAAAAUGAUUUCCCAAGCCUUUGUGAAUUAUUUACAGACACUUCAGUUUACAUUUUGCACUGAGUGGCUAUGUCGUUUUAAUCUCCUCCUGUUUUCUCAUGAGCUGAUAUGUUCAAGGAAAAAGAUUAGUACUGUGGGGCAUUGAAAAUGAAAGUAUACCUGCCUAACCCCCCCAUGUAACAUGCAGUUUCUGAUCCCACACAGUCCAUUUGGCGGAUGUCUGUCCCACAGUGAGGUCUUGCAGUAUUGUGAAUCCUCAUGACCUUUGGAUCACUGGACUGAUGGGAGACUCCUUUUACAGGACUUUAAAGGAGAAAUAUUAUCAUACAUACCUGAAAUGGAGUAAAAGGUGUUUCCAUUGGUUUGAAAAACAGACCAAAGACAUUCAUGCUAACAUUUGGGAAAUAACCAUACACUGUGGAGAUUUUUUUUGUCACGUAAAACCCCAUUUUCAUUGUUAAUGGAUGAAUAGAGGGUUCCAGUGAAGAGCCUUGUCUCUUGAAACAUCCAGUGUUUUACAGCUGACUACCUUACAAACAAAAUUUAAACAUGCGUAAUAUUAUGUAGAAUUGAUCUAGGUGGAAUAAGCAGCACAAUAUCUCUUACAGCUCAAAAGUUAGGGACUGUGCUUUUCUUAAUUAAAGCAGUGAGGAGGACAGUGCAGGCCUUCCUCGCUCCCCCUGAUGUAAUCACUCUUUUAUUUCGGUGAAAUAAUUUGGUGCUGUUACUGGUGACAUUUUCCAAGCAUUACCCCCAGUCCAUUCCAAGACACCCCACUAGCCAACAGCCGUAGCUUAAGUAUAUCAUGAUUUAAUGAUUACCAAACAUUGUCGCACAUGCCUUCAUCAGUGCAAGAGUUAGAUUAACUUGUUAAAUAAGUCAGAGGAGUGACUUUGGUUUUGUUCUUCUGUGGUAUCUUGAUGACUAGUGAUAAGGGUUGCUGCCUUGAAGUCUGAAAUGAGGUAGAAAAUUGAAUAUACCCACCGUGACCCAAGGUAUUGGUGAUAGUGUGAACAUGUGCUGAGGGCAUCCUUGUAACAUAUACAUACAUUUGUCACACAGAAUAUGCAAAUCUUAACAUAUUGAGCUUAUCCAUCAAUGUUUCUAAUUAAUUUCUAAGUUAGAGACCCUAAGACACGUUGAGACAAGGAAGGAGGAAGAAGUUGUUUCAUUACUUUUAUGUUGUAGUUAGAAAUUGAGGAAAUCAAACAUUUUUUUUAAAUAAACUCUCAUGAACUGUUUUUCAAAACAUUCUGUGGAAUCCUUCGCACAAGCUUCAGAAAAUCAUUUUAAUCAUUUUUGUUAAAUUCAUAAAUUGGAGUAUUUCUGAGAAAGCUGUCAAUCAGUAAGAGUCUGAGAUGUUCCAUAUUAUCUAUGCUAAGGUAUUGAGAAUCUGGGAUCUUGUCAGAGAUUCUAGUAUGAAAGCAUUAAAACUCAGCGAUUCCAAAUAAACAACGUGAAACAAUCCUAGCCAAAAGUGAGGAUUUUCCUUUUCAUGUUUUAGCCUAUAAAAUUUCAAUGGGAGGUCGCAGCAAUUCUUCACUUUUUAAUUUUGAUAUUUUCCCUCCCUUACAAAAGACUUAUUUUGAUUUCUACUGUUUUUAACAAAAGCAACAGAAUGCUGCAUUACGAUUAAAAUUUUGAACAAUUUUUCUUCUGAAAAACAGUUUCCCUUUCUUUAAAAAAAAUUAAGUUCCGCACUGAUGUAGUAUGUAUCCGUGCAGCAUAUGGUUCAGUCACCAGUCUGUGCUAAAUUAGCUGAUCAUAGUAUAGAUGCUAUAAUUAACAACAGCACUUGUCUUUUGGGGCUAUGGAGUGGGUGAGGGAUAAAAAGCAGCCAAGUUUCCUGCUGCUGCUGAUUGUUGUUGCCUGCUGGAAAGAAUGUGUCUCACAUCAUCUGGUGAAGACAGAAUCCGGCAAGUGCUGUGAUCUACUGACAACCUUGUUGUCUGCUGAUGCGAUCCAGAUCUGCAGUGAGAUGUGUACUUGAAUAAGGUGGCAAAGGCUGGCUGCCUUUUAGCAGUGUUUCAAUGUGACAUUGUGUGCCACCAAGUGAGGACAGGAGCUGGAUAACAGAGUACCUGUUUGUUUUAAUCUGCAGAAGUACUUUCUUUUAAGAGAAAACACAACUGACCAAUUCCUCAUGUUAGUUGAUCAUUUAGGAAUUAAUUUUUUUGGUCAUCUGGCCUGCCUCAUCAGUCCCAUAGUAGCAAAUGCUUGUAUUUUUAAAAGAUAAAGAAAAUGCUGUGAGUAAACAUUCCAACAAUACCUUGAUUUCAGAGGCUUAAGCCAAAACUGAAGCAAAUUUUUAUUUUAGAUGCACCUCCCUUGGUGAGAACCAUUCCACAAUUUUUAUUUUCCUUUUUGUAAUUGUUUGGCAAUGGGAGUCACCAUCACCUUCCCCUUUAAAACAAUCUUUUUUUAAAAAUAUCAAAAAAUGUGUUUAUUCAAGUGUAUAAGAAAAUUUAAUUGUAGUUAACCAGAGUAUUUUAAGAAUAGUUGCAAGAAACGCUGAAUGUUAUACAUUCAAACCACAGGAAAAAAAGAGCUGGAAUAGGAUGGAAUAUUGCUGUUCAAUGUAUCAUGACACCUUUUUGUUUAUAUUUCUUUGAUCGUAUGUCAUCUUUUUAGAAGAAGUGUUAUCUGUGCGUUUGAUGUGAAAUUUCUUCUACUGUGAAAACAAAUUUUUAAAAAGAUACUCUGGAAUUUGUUUUCCUUCUGUCACUUUCUUUUAAUUUAAUUUGGGGAAAUGCUGGAAAUGACUUUGUUGCGCACACAAUCCCAGACCUCAGCAUUCAGCUAAAUUGUUGGUUGGUUUUGUUUUGUUUUCAUUUUCUCGUUCCGUCUGGUCUCAAUGUUUCAGACGAGUUGAAGCAAUAGAAGUAAUUGAUUUUAAACUGUGGAUUGUGCAUGAAUAGUGUCUUUAGUGUAAAAAACAAAAACCACAAAAAAAUUGGAGUUUGAAGCUUUGACCUAAAGUAUU